Messenger RNA from Motacilla alba alba, 3552 nucleotides. RefSeq names its product G protein-coupled receptor 1 (gene CMKLR2). Bases 794 to 1840 code for a protein of 348 amino acids. Gene Ontology annotation, molecular function: complement receptor activity; G protein-coupled receptor activity. Gene Ontology annotation, biological process: inflammatory response; phospholipase C-activating G protein-coupled receptor signaling pathway; positive regulation of cytosolic calcium ion concentration. The transcript has 2 exons. Lineage: Eukaryota; Metazoa; Chordata; Aves; Passeriformes; Motacillidae. Gene Ontology annotation, cellular component: plasma membrane. The record is from RefSeq and is a predicted model, not a curated record.
ACCUUUUUAAAAAUCUGUUAUUCAGUAGAUAUUUUGUAUCUUGCUGGAGAGAGUGUUACUUUGGAUUUUUUCUGUAAUGACCUGUUGUUACUCUGCAAUGCCUUUUGAAUGGCUGUUGUCUAACACAUGUUUAAUUGGCCUUAAUUAGUCUGCCGAAACUGCAGAAAAAAAAAUCUCUGCAUCUGCUCUGUAUCCUCUACUCUCACUUUACCAUUUUUUGUUUGGAGGGAGUUGUGGUUAAAGCAUGUGUUUGUUGAAACAGUGCAACCAUUUAAAAAACAUGCUCAGAGCUGCAUGAUCAUGUAACGAUCACAUGAAUGCUGGUCAAAAUAUUCUUUCAUCACAAAUACGUGAAACAGUUGCAAAGUAAAAAUUCCAAGUAAUUUUUGCAUGAAAACCUUAAAAAGCCAUAAUUAAUUAGAAACGCGAGCAUUCCUUAUCCCAUCAGUCCAGUCACUGCGAAGCUGAAGCACUUAAAUUUUUUUAAUCAGGUAUCUCUGUUGCUCUAGGUAUGUAGUUAUUAUGGUGGCUUUUAGCCAAAGAAAACCCUGCUGGCAUUUGAGGAGGAUUAGAAAACACGUGAAGCUUCCAUGGAACAGCACUUGAUCAGUGUGUUAGCUCACAGCCAGUAGGAUUCAUGGAGUGCCUGCUGGCUCUGAGGUGUGUCCUGGGGCUGCUGAGACACAGCAGUGAGGAUGGCAAGCAAAGGGUGAAAAUCCAGGCUGCUUUUCUCUUCUGGGCAGAGAAAACAGAGCAGGAGCAGUAAGGGCUGCCCAGAAAGCCACUCUGCAAUAUGACAUUUGAAGAUUUUGAGAACUACUCUUAUUUCUACGAUCUGUCUGAGGAAGAUGAGUCACCCCAGUCCUCCCUCAGCAUUGCCCAUAUUAUUUCCCUUUUCUUUUACAGUGUGGCAUUUCUGCUGGGAGUGCCAGGUAAUGCCAUUGUCAUCUGGUUUAUGGGCUUUAAGUGGGAUAAAUCUGUUUCCACACUCUGGUUCCUGAAUCUGGCCAUUGCAGAUUUCAUUUUUGUUCUCUUCCUGCCCCUCUAUAUUACAUAUGUGGCAAUGGGCUUCCACUGGCCUUUUGGGAAGUGGCUCUGCAAAAUGAACUCAUUCAUUGCACUGCUUAAUAUGUUUGCCAGUGUUUUCUUCCUGACAUUCAUCAGCCUUGACCGCUACAUCCGCCUUGUCCACCCCGUCUUUUCCUACAAGUACAGGACUGUGAAGAACACCCUCCUUCUGAGUGGGCUCAUUUGGAUGUCAGCUGCAAUUAUUGGCGGCCCUGCCUUAUACUUUAGAGACACAGCUACAGUUCUCAACAAUGUCACCAUUUGCUACAACAACUUCCACGUGCAUGACAGAGAACUUAUUUUGCUGACACAUCACAUUCUCAUUUGGGUGAGGCUUGCAUUCGGUUACCUCUUUCCUUUAGUGACCAUGGUUAUUUGCUACUCACUGCUAAUUGUCAAAGUAAAGAGGAGAACUGUAUUGACUUCUAGCAGGCUUUUCUGGACCAUCACUGCUGUAGUUGUAGCUUUUUUUGUCUGCUGGACACCAUAUCAUAUAUUCAGCAUUGUGGAGCUGUCUGCUCACCAUGAUGAAAACCUGCAUGACUUACUGCAGGAUGGCAUUCCCCUCUCCACUGGCCUUGGUUUCAUCAACAGUUGCCUCAACCCAAUCCUCUACGUUCUGAUUAGCAAAAAGUUCCAAGCCCAAGUGAAGAGCACAGUGUCUGAGGUGCUGAAGCUGGCCCUGUGGGAGGUGAGCCGCUCGGGCACGGUCAGCGAGCAGCUGUGGAGCUCAGACAACGCGCCCGUGCGCUGCUGUGAAACUGCCCAGUGACUGCUCGUGCCAGCAGCCCUCCCCAAAGGGGCUGACAGGACACUUAGUGUCAAGUGUUCUUGACUUCACAUCUGCCAGUCAGAUGUGCAUCUUUGCAUAGACGGUUUUCUGUAAACAGCUGGCUUCAUUGCACUUGCUGCUCUAAUGGAAAGGUUUUUAAGGGACACAUGAUUUGGAUGUGUGCCCUUGCAAUGCACAUACAGCCUGAACUGAAAGUUAUCAGCAUAGAUGGAAUUACUCUAACUGGGCUUUUGCUGAGGGAUGUUGUUGUGAUCCUGUUGGUUUGCUGUGGUUCCAUACCUCAUUGAUAUAAAAAGAACACACAAUAAAAAUAUUCCUCCUUGCCAUUGCUGAUACAACUCUUAAUUGAGGCAUCCUCAUCCAAGAGGCUGUGGCCGUACAUCACUGGGUCAUGAAUCUCCUGAUUGCCUACUACUGCCCCAAGGAGGAAUCCUCUGGCUACAUCCCACCUAAAUGAAGCUAUCAGUGACUUCACUCUGCAGCUGGAGAAGAAUCCCAAGAUGGAGAACACUGAAUUGCUGCCUUCUAUUGUCAAAAAAAAAAAAAAAGGAAAUAAAACCUGUCUUCUCCCAGUGCUCUUUAUCUUAUACUCAAAACUAAGACAGGAGACCCUGUGUUUUGGGGUCGCUUACUGUGUUUUAGCAACAGCUGGGUACAAAAUACUGAGCAGAUGUUUCAUAUAGGUAUUAGGCUCAUUCAAAAUGUGCAAAUAAUUAGUAAAAAUAUUUCUUACAGCUUCUGUGCCACACUUCUUUUGCUAUGUUUAAAAUUUUAGUCCCACAGAGAUUUACAACUAGUGAUUGUUCUUUAUUACUCUUCUAAGCAAAGGUAAAGAAUGAUAUAACAUUUUCUUUGCCUUAAUGUCAAGCUUAAAAAAUGGGUGGAGUGAAUUCAUCAGUAUUCUGUUACAAGUCUGUAGCCAAAUUUGGACUUCUUUUCCAAAUAAGAGGCAAGACAGUUCAUCCAGGAAACAGAGUCCACUCCCAUAAGAAAGAUAAAGUAGUCCCAGUUAUGCUGUAUUCUGUUCCAGCUUGUUGCUUGCUGCAGAAUCACACAUGCACCAAUGCAAAUAUAUAUAUGCUAUGUGGAGUGAACCAAUUUCUGAUGCAAUACCACUUAAUUAAAAAGUUGAAUGUGGCACAAAACUCUACUGAAAGUAAAAGCAUAGAGCUUUGGAUAAAUUUGAACUGGUUUUUGCUAGUUAUUGGCCUAGGCAUUUAGAAUAAACCCACCUUUCAGAUAAUUUAUCUAAUUAUUAUGGCCUUCCAACACAGUAGCAUUUAUGUUAUAAUUGAGGCCUUAUAUGUAAAUAGAUUUGCUUUUGUAUAAAAUAUAUAUAUAUUCAUGAGCACAUCCAAUAUUGGUAGCUGCACAACUAGAAACAGCCUGACUGUGGUCUGUAACUAUUUCUUUGGGCUCUGGUUUCAGAGUCUGAGAGUCAGGCAGGACCAGUGGAAUUUCAGUGUAUUUCCCUUUGGAUUGAAAAGCUGGUAAGCAGCAUUCUUCCUUUGAGUCAUUUGCUGCCUGGGACAUAGUUGCUCAUCAUAAUAUUUUGGCAUCCUGCUGCUGUAUGUGCCUAAAUCAAACAUUUUGCAGUUUUUCUUCACAUGUUCUCUGACAUCUUUCUAAGAAUGAUGUACUCUCCUGGCUGUAGUCCAAGCGAAGUAAUAAAAUUUUCUUGUUUCCAAAGA